CGGAGACCGGGAAUGCUGGGAACGGAGACUGGGAGUGCUGGGAAUGGAGACUGGGAAUGCUGGGAAUGGACACUGGGAAUGCUGGGAAUGGAGACUGGGAGUGCUGGGAAUGGAGACUGGGAACGGAGACCGGGAAUGCUGGGAACGGAGACGGGGAGUGCUGGGAAUGGAGACUGGGAAUGCUGGGAAUGCUGGGAAUGGAGACUGGGAGUGCUGGGAACGGAGACUGGGAGUGCUGGGAAUGGAGACUGGGAACGGAGCCUGGGAAUGCUGGGAAUGGAGACUGGGAGUGCUGGGAAUGCUGGGAACGGAGACUGGGAAUGCCGGGAACGGAGACUGGGAGUGCUGGGAAUGGAGACUGGGAACGGAGACCGGGAAUGCUGGGAACGGAGACUGGGAGUGCUGGGAAUGGAGACUGGGAACGGAGCCUGGGAAUGCUGGGAAUGGAGACUGGGAGUGCUGGGAAUGCUGGGAACGGAGACUGGGAAUGCUGGGAACGGAGACUGGGAGUGCUGGGAAUGGAGACUGGGAACGGAGACCGGGAAUGCUGGGAACGGAGACUGGGAGUGCUGGGAAUGGAGACUGGGAAUGCUGGGAAUGCUGGGAAUGGAGACUGGGAGUGCUGGGAACGGAGCCUGGGAAUGCUGGGAAUGGAGACUGGGAACGGAGCCUGGGAAUGCUGGGAAUGGAGACUGGGAGUGCUGGGAAUGGAGACUGGGAACGGAGACUGGGAAUGCCGGGAAUGCUGGGAAUGGAGAUUGGGAAUGCUGGGAAUGGAGACUGGGAAUGCUGGGAAUGGAGACUGGGAAUGGACACUGGGAAUACUGGGAAGGGACGCUGGAAAUGCUGGGAAUGGAUACUGGGAGUGCUGGGAAUGGAGACUGGAAAUGCUGGGAAUGGACACUGGGAAUGCUGGGAAUGGAGACUGGAAAUGCUGGGAAUGGAGACUGGAAAUACUGGGAAUGGACACUGGAAAUACUGGGAAUGCUGGGAAGGGACACCGGGAAUGCUGGGAAUGGAGACUGGGAAUGCUGGGAAUACUGGGAAUGGACACUGAAAAUACUGGGAAUACUGGAAAUGGAGACUGGGAAUACUGGGAAUAGUGGGAAUGCCGGGAACGGACACCGGGAAUCCCAGGAAUGGAUACUGGGAAUACCGGGAAUGGAGACUGGGAAUGCCAGGAAUGGACACUGGGAAUGCCGGGAAUGGAGACUGGGAAUGGAGACUGGGAAUGCUGGGAACGGACACUGGGAGUGCUGGGAAUACUGAGAAGGGACACUGGGAAUGGAUGCUGGAAAUGCUGGGAAUGGACACUGAGAAUACUGGGAAUGGAGACUGGGAAUGCCGGGAACACAGACUGGGAAUACUGGGAAUGGACACUGGGAGUGCUGGGAAUGGACACUGGGAAUGCCAGGAACGGAGACUGGGAAUGCUGGGAAUGGAGACUGGGAAUACCGGGAAUGCUGGGAACGGACACUGGGAAUGCUGGGAAUGGACACUGGGAGUGCUGGGAAUGGACACUGGGAAUGCCAGGAACGGAGACUGGGAAUGCCGGGAAUGGAGACUGGGAAUGCUGGGAAUGGAGACUGGGAAUAGUGGGAAUGCUGGGAACAGACACCGGGAAUCCCAGGAAUGGAUACUGGGAAUACUGGGAAUGGAGACUGGGAAUGCCAGGAAUGGACACUGGGAAUGCUGCGGUGAGACACUGGAAAUGCCGGGAACAGAAACUGGGAAUGCUGGGAAGGGACACCGGGAAUGCUGGGAAUGGAGACUGGGAAUGCCAGGAAGGGACACUGGAAAUGCUGGGAACGGACACUGGGAAUACUGGGAAUGGAGACUGGGAAUGGCGGGAAUGGAGAAUGGGAAUACCGGGAAUACCAGGAACGGAGAUUGGGAAUGCUGGGAAUGGAGACUGGGAAUGCCGGGAAUGGACACUGGAAAUGCCAGGAACGGACACUGGGAAUGGACACUGGGAAUGCUGGGAAGGGACACUGGGAAUACUGGGAAUGGAGACUGGGAAUACUGGGAAUGCCGGGAACAGAGACUGGGAAUGCUGGGAAGGGACACUGGGAAUACUGGGAAUGGAGACUGGGAAUGCUGGGAAUGCCGGGAACAGAGACUGGGAAUGCUGGGAAGGGACACUAGGAAUACUGGGAAUGGAGACUGGGAAUACUGGGAAUGCCGGGAACAGAGACUGGGAAUGCUGGGAAGGGACACUGGGAAUGCUGGGAAUGGACACUGGGAAUGCUGGGAAUGCUGGGAAUACCAGGAACAGAGACUGGGAAUACCAGGAAUGGAGACUGGGAAUGCUGGGAAUGCUGGGGCUGCAAUUCCCGCUUGUGCUGGGAUCUCCCGUUUCCCUGGAGUCCCCGAGCUGGAAUCCCUGGACUCAGAAUUCCCAAUUUUCCCGGAAUUCCCGCUUUU
This is a messenger RNA of Corvus hawaiiensis (hawaiian crow), 2424 nucleotides long. RefSeq lists its product as uncharacterized. The record is from RefSeq and is a predicted model, not a curated record. The transcript is spliced from 2 exons. Bases 13 to 1269 code for a protein of 418 amino acids. NCBI's taxonomy places the organism in Eukaryota, Metazoa, Chordata, Aves, Passeriformes, Corvidae.